AUCCCAGGAGGCAGCGGGGCAGCUCGCUCUUUCGCCGCCAUCUUGGCUGCCGCGGCGGGGGGCUGCCGGGACCGGGGCUUCAGGACGACACCAUGACCGGGAGGCUGUGGUGCAAAGCCAUUUUUGCUGGCUACAAACGUGGCCUCCGAAACCAGCGGGAGCACACUGCCCUUCUGAAAAUUGAAGGUGUUUAUGCCCGUCAGGAGACAGACUUCUACUUGGGCAAGAGGUGUGCCUACGUGUACAAAGCCAAAAACAACACUGUAACGCCCGGGGGCAAACCCAACAGGACACGGGUCAUCUGGGGGAAGGUGACGCGUGCCCAUGGGAACAGCGGCAUGGUUCGGGCCAAGUUCCGCUCCAACCUUCCUGCCAAGGCCAUUGGACACAGAAUCCGGGUGAUGCUGUAUCCAUCUAGGAUCUAAAUUUUUAUUGGAAAUAAAAAUGGAUAAUCUGUUCAAA
Molecule: messenger RNA, 462 nt
Organism: Colius striatus (speckled mousebird)
Lineage: Eukaryota; Metazoa; Chordata; Aves; Coliiformes; Coliidae
Gene: RPL35A
Product: ribosomal protein L35a
Exons: 5
Coding region: 93-425 (110 amino acids)
Biological process (GO): cytoplasmic translation; ribosomal large subunit biogenesis
Cellular component (GO): ribosome; cytosolic large ribosomal subunit
Molecular function (GO): structural constituent of ribosome
Source: RefSeq, a predicted model, not a curated record